AUGCUGAGCCGCCUGUCAACAAAUUCAGUCAAAGGAAAGGACUUGAACGUCGUGUUCGCGAAACAGACUGCUGACGAUCAGCAAGGCCAAGAAAAUGAAAAGAAGCGCUCCGACCUUAAACAUUUCUGCAAAAAAAUGAAGCAUAACGGCCAAAUACUUUUUAGUGAAAAACUUGACGAGUUGGUGAGCGAGAAAAAGGAGGAGUACAUAUUUCAAACCAUGAAUAUAAUGGAAAACAAAAUCGCCAUGAGAAACAGGAAAACUCCAUUUUCUGUGAUUGAUUAUUUGCAACAUGAUGAUGGCGACGCCAAGAGGAAGCUGGAAACAAUGCGAGAAAAGUUGAUCAGUAAGAUGCCACCGAGGGAUAUCGCGGCAGACCCGAGCAACAACAAGAUGUUUGUACCAAAAUCCAAAACAGGACGUAAAGAUUUUUUGAACAAAAUUUUUGGCGAAAAAGAUUACAUACUCAACCGGUUAUCGACAAGCUCAUCGUACGGAAAAGAUAUCUACGCCAGUCUUCACCAAGUUGAAGAAGAUGAGGAUGAAUGCGAUUUCAACUUAAAGAAGAAAAUUAAUCUGAAUCGAGAUAAAUUUUUCAAACAAUUCUGUGAGGCUCCACCGGGUGUUCCUGUGAUGCAAAAUGAUGCGAGAAUGUCAAAUCUGCAUAUGUACAACUUGGAGAUGAAAUUGAAAAAACUCUCAACUAACUGUAAAAGCCCUUCAUUUAGGAAAUUAGCUGAGUUCAUGAAACAUAAAAAUGUUAAUUUGGAUGAAUUGUCAGAAAAUGAAAAUGAAGACGGUGACCAUAGAAACAUAACUGAGAAAGUUAUAAAAUGUGAUGACCACGAUGAAAAUUUAUUGGAACAGAAACAGGCAGAAAUGAAAGAUCACUUCACAUCUCUGUUAAAUCCAGUAGUUUUUGUUUCAAAAAAGAAAACUUCUAAAAUGAAAACGAAAAAAGUAAAACAUAAAAAAAUAGAAAAAGUUCAAAGUUGUAGUAAGCCAAGCAAGCAAAAGAUGCUCAUUCAAAAGAAUGAGGCUAAAAAAUCCGAAAUAACGCUUGCAAAGAAUGAAUGUUUCUCCGAAAAAGGUUCUAAAUCAAGUUCUGGGUCAAAAAUACAAACUAAAAGUUACGAUAAUUUAAUAGGAGGUGAUAAAAUCCAUUCUAGUGAAGAAAAAUUGUUUAAAUCAAAACGAAGCGAGAGAAAAAGAUCAGACAAACUGAACGUUCGCCAUUUAAUAGCCAGCGAGUCUUCCCUAAACAAUUACAAGAUGGAAUUGCUUAACAAAUAUUUAGUUACUCAGCGUGGAGAAGGCGAAACUUUCAUAACACUUGGUCGUCCUCCAUCACAAGCCGAAACGAAAAAGUUUUCUACGAAUCAAACUAUCGAUUUAAACAAACCGAGUAAUGUUAAACAUAAUGUUAAUAAUUUUGGGGUGAUUUCAAAAGAAAAUCAAACAAAAAAAUCCCACAACUUGAAUGAACGCAAGAAACGAAAGAAAACAAAAAUAAUGAAUCAGUUGAACUUCACAACCAACAAUAAUUCAUCUGAAAAACCAACAAACUUGAGUAGUCCAGGUUUUGGCAAAAUGAAUUACAUCGAAGGAGCUUCAAGUACUGAUCAGACGAUAACUUCAGAUUCAUCACGGCAAAAUUUUAAAAAUAAAAAAUCAAAGAAUGAAAUAUUUUUUGAAAAUUAUAGCGAUUCUACAAUUCUGAAACGAAAAACAAAUGCAAUUCGAGAGUUCAAAACUCAUCGUUUAUCCAGCUUACCAGAAUUAGAAAUGAAAACUGCAAACGAGGAUAUUGCGCAGAUCGGUUCAAAAAGCUCUAUUCAAGGAAAUUACGAAAUUGAAGCAGUACUUCAUAUUUCUUCUUACGAUACAAAUAAUUUUUUUGAAAAAAAGUUAAUUGCAGAACAACAAAACUAUGAAAAAUUUGAUAACCAAUAUGUUGAUGAAAACGCAAAAAUUGAUGAUUCAAAGUUGAAAGCGCACGAUGACUUUUUCAAAAACACUGCGUUCGAUUUGAAAAUAGGUCCUUCUUUACAUAAUAAUUCAACAAAAAUAAUGGAAAAGUCCCCAAGAAAUUAUUUAUUUAAAGAUUCCACUACCACCUCAGCAGAAUCACUCCAUGCAUUGGAUGCCACUAAAAAAAAGUCUUCACUAAAUAGCCAUGUACUUUUUUUAAAAUUACCAGAAAAAGAAAUAGUAUUAGAUUCCACCGUUUGUUCAAAAUCUGUUGAAAAGGCGCUUACCGAAAUUUCCAUGACAGAGGAACAACGAACUUUCACCUUCAACGCAGAAAGAGAUUCUAAAUUCGACUCACAAUUAAACGACGCUAUGCCUGAAAAUAAAUUAUUUAAACGGUCAAGUUAUUUUGUUGCAUCUUCUACAACUUCAAGCGGUAUAGACAAAUUUAAAAACGCUAUUCCUGUGUUGGCCAACAAAAUAAAUAUAGACAAAUUAUAUUCAGCAAAAUUUAAUGAAACUGCCCAAAUAGAUCUUUUUCAAGUUGCACCUGAAACUGUUAAUGAAGCCGUAUUAGCUGCCACUGAUUCAAUUUUACCGGAAGCAGCCAAAUCUAAUUUAUUUUCGUCGACAACAAAUAUGGGUUCAGCUGAAAGACCAAGAACACACAAUAAAGUAGGCAAACUUAAAGCCAUUUCAUGUGAUGUAACUAGAAUAAAUUCUGAAGAAUUAAACGUAACUGAAGCAGCCUCCAAAAACUCAAGUAAACUUUUUUCUAACAAAUUAUCUAGUUCAACAUUUGUUGGCUCUGAAAUUUCCGGUUCUGAUUUUGAUAAAACGAACAGAACAUCUUCAAAAAAAACAACUACAACAACUGAGAAAGUUGCAUCUCUAACUGAAACAGAAGAAAGUUCUACUGAUAAAAAUAAAAUAGACAUAUCAAAAAAGAAGUCUGACAAAAAUUUUUCAUCUAAGAAGAAAAAAACAAUAAAACCCGUAUUGACAAAGAAAGUUAAUAAGACCACAAAGACAAACGAGGAAGUAUUGAAAAAUUUCGAAUCAGGUGCAUCAAUCAACGAAACUAAAUCAUCAACUAAUGAGUCUACUGAAAAAGAAACUUCUAAAACAAAACGAAAACAUACUGAACCGAAAUCCAAAAUUAAAAAUGAAAAAAAAACUUUGAAAAAUGUCUUACUAAAAGCAACUAACUUUACAAAAAGUGUAAAAUCAAGUGUAAAGGAAACGCGCGAACCAGCCGCUAAAAAAGUUGGAUGA
Messenger RNA from Helobdella robusta, 3246 nucleotides. RefSeq lists its product as hypothetical. The record is from RefSeq and is a predicted model, not a curated record. Lineage: Eukaryota; Metazoa; Annelida; Clitellata; Rhynchobdellida; Glossiphoniidae. The transcript has 4 exons. The coding region runs from base 1 to 3246 and encodes 1081 amino acids.